AUGAUUAGAUUAAUAUUUUUAUUUUNGAAACCUUGUAACAUAAUUCUAUAGUUGAUGUUGUAGCUGUUAUUUAAGUAUUCAAAUGAAUAAUAAUAUUAUUAGGAAAUAAAAUAGGAUUCUGAAUCUUACAAAUCAUUUAUCGUCUUAGAUCAUACUACAAGAUUGACGAUUAAACUUUGGGGACCUUAAUAUGGUAAAGUACAUUUAUAAAAAGGGGAAAUUAUUGUGUUUAAAGGAUUAAAAUUUUAUAGUACUAAUUUUAAAUCAUUAAAUUCUGAUUAUUAAACAAUGAUUAUACAAAAUCAAGAAUUAAAUGAGUAAAAAUAUUCUAUAUCUUAGAGUGAAACAAUUAAAAACUUGGUUGGCGGGUAAAAAUAUUGACACAAUAAUGAAGCCAAAUUAAGAUAAUUAGACAAUAGAUCUUUCAUAAUUAAACGAAUUUGUGAUUCAACUAUUAAAUGAAGGCAAGACUUCAUUAACUUCCUAUAAAUACGUUUAUGGUUACAUUAUUGAAAUAUAAGAAUACAGAAAUAUGUACCCAAGCUGUCCGAAUAUCAGAUGCAAAUCUAAAAUGGAAGAAGUUCCUAUUAGAAAAACAUUUCGAUGCAAGAAAUGUCUUGUAGAAAAUGAUUCUCCAAAAUUUAGUUUUGUUUUAAAUGUAACCAUCAUGGAUGAAUUUACAAAUAUUAAGGCAGUUAUUUUUGAUGAAAUUGCAGUCAAAUUAUUGGGGCUUACUGCAGACUAACUUCGAUCUAUGAAUUUAGAAGAUUAAAAGAAUAUCUAUUAAUCAAAAGCUUUCUAACAAAAGAAAAUGAAGCUUUAGAUUUUAUUUAAAGAUUAUUCAGGAUAAAUUUAACCAUAAUAUAAUGUCUAAGAAAUUUCAGAUGUUGAUUAUAAACAAUUGACCUUGUAAGCCAUUGAAACAUUCGAUGAAAUAGAUAAUCUAUUGAAUUUAUCAUUAAUUUUGUGA
Messenger RNA from Paramecium sonneborni, 970 nucleotides. The record is from the annotation of a GenBank genome assembly. NCBI's taxonomy places the organism in Eukaryota, Ciliophora, Oligohymenophorea, Peniculida, Parameciidae.